Molecule: messenger RNA, 1348 nt
Organism: Betta splendens (Siamese fighting fish)
Lineage: Eukaryota; Metazoa; Chordata; Actinopteri; Anabantiformes; Osphronemidae
Gene: tdp2b
Product: tyrosyl-DNA phosphodiesterase 2b
Exons: 7
Coding region: 109-1197 (362 amino acids)
Biological process (GO): double-strand break repair
Cellular component (GO): cytoplasm; PML body
Molecular function (GO): 5'-tyrosyl-DNA phosphodiesterase activity; protein binding; single-stranded DNA binding
Source: RefSeq, a predicted model, not a curated record
GGUAACUUUUCAUUGACGCACCGGAGAUAACUCGCAGAGAAAAUAACUCGUUGAAUAAUACCAGUGCCUGUUUGUUUACUUCUGUAAGUCGCAUUAGUGCCAGAAACCAUGGCUGCAACACCCGACGCGGACCAGCCGUCAGUUUCUACCGUAGGACAAAGUAGAACUCGACUUUGCGACGAGUUUGCAUCUAUAGCGGGAACUGACAGCACCGUGGCGCAGCGCUAUCUGGUGGAAAAUGACUGGGAGAUGGAGCGGGCCUUGAACUCGUUUUUUGAGGCAGACAUGGAGAAAGUGUUUGAAGUAGAAGAUUCUCCAAAGAGCGAGACCAGCUCCAAAAGCAAGAAGUCGAGAGUUGAGGGAGAACCUCCAGCAGACUGCAUAGAUUUGACCGAAGACAUUCCAGCAUCCGCACGCAAGCCAUCAGAAGAAGAAGACAACAGCAAACUCUCUCUGAUCUCCUGGAAUGUAGAUGGACUUGAUACUGACAACCUUGCUGAGCGAGCCAGAGGCCUGUGCUCCUAUUUAGUCCUAUACACUCCUGAUGUGGUUUUUCUACAAGAGCUCAUUCCACCCUACGUCCAGUACUUAAAGAAACGAGCUGUCAGCUACCUGUUUAUUGAAGGUGGUGAAGAAGGUUACUUCACUGGGAUAAUGCUGAAGAGGUCACGAGUCCAACUGGCAGGGAGCGAAAUAGUCACUUUCCCGACCACUCAGAUGAUGAGAAACCUGCUUGUAGCUCAGGUGGAGUUCAAAGGCCAGAAGCUGUGUCUGAUGACAUCCCACUUUGAGAGCUGUAAGGGCCACGCUGAGGAGCGGAUGAAGCAGCUGCGAGUGGUGAUGCAGAGGAUGAGAGAGGCACCGGACACUGUCACUGUCCUGUUUGGAGGAGACACAAACCUGAGGGACCCUGAGGUGGCCAAGGUGGGUCUACCCUCCGGUGUCUAUGACCUCUGGGAAAAACUGGGAAAACAGGAGCACUGCCGCUACACAUGGGACACCAAAGCUAAUAACAACAAAGCUGCUAAAUACGUCAGUCGGUGCCGCUUUGACCGAAUUUACAUCCGCCCGCCAACGAAAGAUGGAGUCCCGCAUCUAGUGCCUGACCACAUGGCCCUGGUGGGGCUAGAGAAACUUGACUGUGGCCGCUACACUAGUGAUCACUGGGGAAUCUACUGUAGCUUCACUGCUGGAUAGAAACAAACAACUUAUUCAGAUCACUGAACUCACAGCCCACUGCUUGUAAAUUUUAUAACAUUAUCUCGUUUCAUUUUUUUUGUUGUCUCUUAAAUGUAGAAAAACUCUGAUAAAUGUUAGAUUAAUAAAGUUUGCAUUGCUGUAAAAUUUA